Coregonus sp. 'balchen' is the source of this 29031-nucleotide messenger RNA. Lineage: Eukaryota; Metazoa; Chordata; Actinopteri; Salmoniformes; Salmonidae. The record is from the annotation of a GenBank genome assembly.
AUGGAGGGAGCACGGGUAAGGAGGAGCUGAGAGGGAGGGAGGAAGACAAGAAAGAGAAAGAGGGUGGUCUUUUCACACUGACGGUGACGGAGAGCGUGCUUACAACAUAUUGCCUAAAAAAAUAACACACAGAAAGGCAGGCACUCGCUCACACAGAGACCAUGUUGACCUGUUUGAGCUGCACAUGAGGUGGGGAUGUGUUCUGGGUGCAGGGUUAGGGGUGGAGGCUGACCACUGCCCCUGCCCUGCUCUGCCGUGUGUGUCUGUGUGUGUCUGUGUGUGUCUGUGUGUGUCUGUGGGUGUCUGUGUGUGUGUGUGUGUGUGUGUGUCUGUGUGUGUCUGUGGGUGCCUGUGUGUGUCUGUGUGUGUGUGUGUGUGUGUAUGAGAGAGCGAGCGCAUUGAGGCAAACUUUGUGUUACCUCCAGCUCUGUGGGUGCUGGCACAGGGAGUCAGUGUCUGUUAGCGCAGCGACGUCUGAGUGUGAAGUGGCGAGACGCGGCCACAGCAUGACCAUGGCUCAGGGCCUGGUGUGGUGGAGAAAGAGGACAGGUGAAAUUUAGGAUGAGGGCAGAGAGUGAGGUAGUGAAAGAAAGACAGCAAGAAAGAAUGAAAGAGAGAAAGAAAGGGAGAGAGAGAGAGAGAGAGAGAGAGAGAGAGAGAGAGAGAGAGAGAGAGAGAGAGAGAGAGAGAGAGAGAGAGGACAUGCAGCAAGGGAAUGACAUUGGCCACCUGUAAAGGACUAACCUGCUGUAAGACCAGGGUUUUGAGUGCAUGUCGUGACCACAGGAGAUGUUGUGGGCCGAUCAGUGUUUCUGCAGCUUUUUUAUUAAGACAGGGCUGGGACGUCAAACUGCUGCAGCCCUCAGUGGGUUGCCGUCUAAACUUAGGCAAGAAAUGGGCCAUAGAGAAACGAUCUGUGUGAGUUAAGUGGUUCGGGUUUCAGUCAACUAACGUCUCAUGUCGAGAGGCAAAACAAAGAGCUCUCUCAGUUUUUUUCUUUGGUCUUCCGUUUAUUCCUCUUCCAUUUUCCCUGGAAGGGCUGCUGCGACGGUGGUUACAUUAUAAUCAGAAUCAUGUUAGGGGCAAAAUUAGCCAAAUAUUUUAAUCAAGACCUGUGAUUUUUUAAUUAGGGUUCAAAAAGUAGUUAGAAUAAGGUCAGCGCUAAUUAGGUGAUGGUCUGACAAAUAUGAGAACUAAUUAAGUGUGCAUGUGUUUGAUUAAAGAUAAGGAGGUUUUUAUGAUAAGAAAUAUGAUGAUGAAGCAUGAGAGCAGAGAAGAGAGAGGAAGAGAGGCAGGUCUAAUUGAGGUAGAGAUAAUACUUGAGUGAGUGAGAGAGCUGGAGAGAGACAGAGAGAGAGAGACAGAAUGAGACACAAGUGAGUGAACGUGUUCAUUACAUUUUUUAAAUUAAUUUUGAUUAUAUAUUCUGAGUGCAUUAUUUGUGUUCAUAUCAGCGUGUUUGAUUGGACGAUUCUGUUAGCUAUUAUGUAUUUUAUGAGUUGUUUUUUGUGUGUGUAUCCUGCACUGUAGAUUUUAAACAAGCUAGUCUUCUAGAAAGACCUAGCGGGUUCUCUCUCCUCUCCCUUUCUCCAUCUUGCUCUGCUCACUCUCUCUCACUCUCUCCCUCUCUCUCGCUCUCCGUCUUGCUCUGCUCUCUCUCUCUCUCUCUCUCUCUCUCUCUCUCUCUCUCUCUCUCUCUCUCUCUCUCUCUCUCUCUCUCUCUCUCUCCGUCUUGCUCUCCUGCCUCGCUCUUGCAUCUCUACCCAUCAGGCAGUGGAGAGCAGCAGUCAAUAGCAACCCCCCUCGCUCAAGUUCAAAGCACCCUUUAUAGGCAGGAUAGAAAUAUGCAUUGUCAAAACCUUGGAGCAGACAGCACACUCACACAAGUAGAAAAACAGCAAUGGUGGUUAUGAAAAAAAGAAUAUACACUUGAACAUUCUUCAAAACGGCAAAUAAUCUAUAUUGUUGCUGAGCCAUGGAGAUCAGGUACUCUUACAGGCUUGCAGUAAUGCAAAGCACACCCACACUCACACACGGAAUACAAUGUACAUUGAGUACUUGUGUAAGUUGGGGUGGUGUGGACUGUAUGUCUGCACUAUACUGUAUAUGCUGUACUGUAGGUGUCUUUGUCCCAGAUCUGUGUGUGUACAGUCAGUGUACAUAACAUACUCCUUACGCUGUGCAUAUGAUGCAUAAAUGUAUCCCUGUGUAUGUUUACCUUCUAUACUGUGUGUGUGUAUGUGUGUGUGUGUGUGUGUGUGUGUGGUGUGUGUGUGUGUGUGUGUGUGUGUGUGUGUGUCUGUGUGUGUGUGUGUGUGUGUGUGUGCAGUUGUGCCUGUAUGCACGUAUUCAGAGGCAGGGCUGGGAGUAGCUCCAUUUCUUUGUAGGCAUUGGUGUGUCCCUGCGUGUGUAAUUGAAAUACCUGAGUUAUUGAUUCUCUCCCUCCAAGUCAAAUGGCUGCUCGGUGAGUGUGAGCUCUCUCAUUGGACAGCUGUGGGGCGAGCAGCCAGGCAGAGAGAGGAGCUAGCUCAGGCUAGGGCUGGGAACAGACAGGGAAUAGCCAGGGACCUCACGAUACGAUAUUAUCACCAUACUUAGGUGCCGAAACGAUAUGUAUUGUGAUUCCCAUACAAAGUAUCAAUAUAAUAUUGUCCAAAAAUAAUAUUGCGAUAUGUAACUGUAUCGGUUAUUCCCCCUCAUCACUACUGUCAGGGCUGCUGCUGCUGCUGCGAGGAGGGCACACAUCUGCAUCCUGUCUGUCCCUGACAGCACCAAUCGGCUGUGGGUUAGCAGCUGUGGCUAGCGCUGCCCUGACUCCCUGGCCCGCUGCUGCUCACUCACUCUGCAGUCUGCACCAGGUCACAGCCCACCAGCCCCCUGUUCCACUCAUUGUCUCCAUAGACCCCCCCCCCCCCCCCCCCUCCAUACUCACCUUCUCUCACUAUUCUAUUGCUCUCUCUGACUAAUUUCUCUCCCGUCUUCAUUUUCUCUCGAUUCCUCUCUCUUUUACCCUCUUCAUUCCUCACGUAGCUUACUCUCUCUGUCUCCAUCUCUCUCUCCCUUUAUCUCUCAGUGUUGUUCCCUCUCUCCUGCUGUUAUUCAGCCUCUGUGUUGUUCCCUCUCUCCUCCUGUUAUUCAGCCUCUGUGUUGUUCCCUCUCUCCUCCUGUUAUUCAGCCUCUUUGUUGUUCCCUCUCUCCUCCUGUUAUUCAGCCUCUGUGUUGUUCCCUCUCUCCUCCUGUUAUUCAGCCUCUUUGUUGUUCCCUCUCUCCUCCUGUUGUUCAGCCUCUGUGUUGUUCCCUCUCUCCUCCUGUUGUUCAGCCUCUGUGUUGUUCCCUCUCUCCUUCUGUUAUUCAGCCUCUGUGUUGCAGUCCAGUACAGUAGACUGCAGUGGCUGCUUGGGACAGACAGAGACACACUCCCUCCUCAGGCAUUUUAAUGUGUGCUAAUCGAUACCCCAGUGCUCGGGGAGGUGAUCAUUCGGACUGACCUUAAUUAUUGUUGCUGUAAAUGAAGUGCAGGCUUUAUUUGGCUCUGGGUCCCUUUCUCUCUCUCUUUCUCUUCUCCUCUUUUUUUUGCUAAUGAAAAUUCUGCAGACCUCUAGCUCUCUGAAUGACUGCAUGGGCCAGUACAUUAACACUGCUCUUAGAAAGAGAGGAGGGGAGCUGCAGGGGACCGUGUGGAGGAGGGGGGCUGGAAAUUCAAUUAUAACUGUGUCCUGGCAGUAAUUUCACUGGAAUAAAUGGGACAGGGAGCGGGAGAGGAGAUAGAGAGAGAUCACAGGAGAGAGGGACAUGAAAAAGAAAGUGGCAAAAGGGGAUGAGAUGGGAUGAAGGUAGUGUGUAGAGGGACAAAUGGAUGAGGGCUAGGGGUCAAUCGUGGUUUAGUGGAGAGGAUCGUACAGUGGAAAUGUAUUAUCCAAAGCCUUGCAAAACACUGACUUAGACAUGUGGAAUAUACUGUUGUGGAAUAUACUGUUGUGGAAUAUACUGUUUAUUCACGGUUAUUAUGUACAUGUACUGUAUAUCAUAUAUAAGUGACAAACACACACAGCAUAUUUAUUCACCCCUUUCCGCUGUGCCAUUUCAAUGGUAUAGUCUGAUCUCAUUCAUGCGGAAACAAGGUAACGGAUCAACCCAUGUGCGUCCCCUGGGUUGUGGAGGUUAGGCUUUGAUGUUGAGUGAAGCACGGAUUCCUAAGCCAAAGAGAUUUCAAGACCCUGCCUGGCUGACAGAUACGUCUGAUUUUACACUCUGACGCACACAGAAAAACACGGCCGCACACACGCACACACACACACACACAUACACACAUACAGUAUUGGGAAAAAAACUGCAGUGUUGUCUAGACAACUCCUCUCCCUUGAUUACGGUCCAGUUCAAUAUUCAAUGUAAACGUGUAGCAUAGCAUUACUAACCCCCACUCUUCUGUUCCCCUAGGAUGACAACUCAAUGUUCUUCCAGUUCGGCCCGUCCAUCGAGCAGCAGGCCUCGGUCAUGCUCAACAUCAUGGAGGAGUACGACUGGUACAUCUUCUCCAUCGUCACCACAUACUACCCUGGAUACCUGGACUUUGUCACCAAGGUAACUCACCAACACAAGCCCUCACGACAGUGUAGCGCUCUCUUUUUCACCCCUUAAUUUGAAUACUGCCACCAGGCAAUCCAUGAGCAGAUUCUAACGUCACCGUAGACUUAUAGUCUUAACUUCUAGGAUAGUGAUAGGAAGACAACUACUAAGCUCAACAUGUUCAUGUAGUCAGGAAGUGUCAGUAGGUAUUUAAAUACUGUUACGUCGAGAGCAAUCAAAUUGGCCUUGUCAAAUAGCCCUUCAGCCCUCUCACACACCUCCAUCUUCCUCCAUGUCGUUGAACACACUUUUUGUGAUAACUCAAUAUUACAGAUGAUCAUACCCAACUCUAUCUCUCAACCACCUACCUCUUCCUCCCUGGUCUCUCCGUCCCUUCCUGUACCCUGUAGAUACGGAGCACCAUAGAGAACAGCUUUGUGGGCUGGGAGCUGGAGGAGGUUCUGCUGCUCGACAUGUCAGUGGACGAUGGAGACUCUAAGAUCCAGAACCAGCUGAAGAAGCUGCAGAGCCCCGUCAUCCUGCUGUACUGCACUAAGGAGGAGGCCAACACCAUCUUCGAAGUGGCCCACUCCGUAGGGAUCACGGGCUACGGCUACACCUGGAUCGUCCCCUCGCUGGUGGCUGGGGACGCUGAAGUGAUCCCUGCCGAGUUCCCUACAGGUUGGUUUGGAAUAACUUCUAUGUGAUUUAUCUCCAUUUAAAGUGUGUGAUUGGUUGUUGUUUUGCUGUUGAUUUAUAGUUGGGAAGAUGUGGGAUCAGGUAGCUGGUACUGAUCAAAUCCUAACCUGAAAUCCAUGCAUGCAAUGCUAAUUUUUUGGCAAAAUCUUACAUUGAUAUUUCUGCAUGAUUUACGAUAAAUGGAAGUUAGUCACGCGCAUGUCAAAUUGACAGAUAUGGCCCUUAAUAAUAUAUUACCAUGUCAGCUAUGUAAAUCAUUUGAUGUGUGAUGGUCGAGUGGGCGAGGUAUUGUACAUGUUUUUCUGCAGGUUUUAACUGUCCCUUGAGCAGAUUUGUCCUGCACAUUAGGCAGUGACAGAUGGUAGAUACUGCAUGAAUUAAGGGUGUUUUGUGUCAAACUGUCAAAAUAAACACUUCAGUUUAUUACUGUUUGAUGAAUUUACAGUAUAGGCCUUACAGUAACCUUCAGAAUGUGAAUUGUCUCAUGAAGUUCAUAUUUCUAGCACACGUAGGCCUACACCUUUAAUGGAGAACUUACUAACUAAUCCUCACAGGUAAUUCCACUGAUGCAUUCCUUAAGUGGCACUCUGGGGAGCUACAGUAUCUCACCUCCUCCCCCUCUCUCCUCCUCCUCCUCCUCCUCCUCCUCUAUCCCCUCUCUCUUUCGCAAUUAACUUAAACACACUUCUCAUGACGCACAGAUAUUGCUAACAUUUAGCAUGUGACCCUCCUAAUCUUACAUCACAGACAAUGAUGAGCUGUCUGGCACCAAUGGCCUGGUUUUGUAAUCAGGUCCCCCAAUCAACAGUUAGAAUGAGAAGGAGGGGAGGGGAGUAGAGGGCUACUGCAGUUCAAAUGGAAGGACAAGGGGUCUGGUUCUCAUACACCUCCAAGUCAACGCCACUGACCUCAUCUUCCUGUUUACCCACAUCGCCAAGGGAGAUGAGAUUGUCUAUUUUGUUGCGACAUUUUCCUGAGAUGGACAUGUCCCAUUGGCUGCCAACCAACCCUUUCCACUACACGCACACUAGUUCUAUAUUAUAAUUUUUGUAGGGUAAAUAUAAAAGCCUGGAGAAAGUGUCAACAGAGUGUGACAUUAGAUAUGGUCCUGGAAGGACUGAGCUGUCAUCCCAGAGCCCUGUGGGUCUACAGGUUGGAUGCUGUCUGUCUAUUUCUGUCCAGUUGCCUGGUAAUGGAUUGGCCAGUCCCUGUCAAGCGGGCCGAAGCAGACAGAGAGGGCGUGAGGAUGCAGUUUGACUGAGAAGAGAGGAGAGGGGUGGCUGUCAGUGGUGUGUGGCGCACGCCUCAUAGUGUGUUUAGCCCCUUGAUUGAGUCCAUUGCGUGCAGAACCACUCUUCCUCGGCUCUCUUUCUCUAUCUCUCUCCUGUCACUGUCUCCUCUGUCGACUGUAUAUUAUGGAUCUCUCUCUCUCUAUCUGCUCUACCUUUCUCUCUAUCUGCUCUCCCUUUCUCUCUAUCUGCUCUCCCUUUCUCUCUAUCUGCUCUCCCUUUCUUCUAAUUCCCCCUCACUAUAUCUGUUUCUGCCUCUUCCCUCAUUUCUCUCUCUCUCUUGCUCUCUCUAUCCACCCAGUCCUGCUCAUCUCUCUCUCUCUCUCUACAGGUUUAAUCUCUGUGUCGUAUGACGAAUGGGACUACGGCCUGGAGGCCCGCGUGCGCGAUGGGGUGGCUGUCAUCGCCAUGGCAACCUCCACCAUGAUGCUGGACAGGGGGGCACACACACUGAUGAAGUCUGAGUGCCACGGCGCCACGGACAAGAAAGGGCCCAUUGCUGGGAACCCCAACGAAGUGCUCAGGUAAAUCUGGGGCAGAUCUCCUAUCAACCCUUUGAAAUCUUUCAACUCUUUCAACAUCUGCACACACAAAGAGUAACACACACAUCUCCCUCCCAAAACAGCCCCCCUCCGCCUACUGCACCCCAACACCCGGACCCUCUCCUUUCCUCUGCUGGGCCUUUUGAACUCGUUGUGAUGCGGAGCAUUCUGCCACGCUUUGCUUUGCCAGCUCUUUAAUUGGUCCCAGUGGCAUUUCAGUCUGAGAACAGUAGCCCCGUUGCGCUGCUCUGUGGAACUGAGCGUGGUGUUGUAUUCCGGGGCAGUUCCACCCUACUCUGCGUUUUGCCACUCUGCCUCUAUGUGUUUGGGGGAUUGUUGGGCAUACUGUUGGGACACCAAAGUAGGUUUGGCUGCUUACAAAAAUCCUGUUUCCUCCACCAUUUCAGGGAUUGUUGGGAGCGGAGCAGCUGAGUGCUAUUUCUGUUGCUGUAUCACGGCAGCACCUGGGGAUGCUCUGAGCUUUCUCUCGCGCAAGCAUUUCGGUUUUGGGAUGUUUUUUACGCAACAAAGCGAUCAAAGCCUAACUGAGUCUAGCUCACUUUGGAAACUCUGCCUGCUGUAUUGUCUCACAGGAAGCUGUCAGAUGUCAUUUCAGCGUAGACCUCUUAUGUUAUGCCGUAUUUGUUUGCCACUGCCCAAUGCUUUUAGAUAACGGCACAGCUACUAUCCCCAGUAUAUGUUUCCUCUGUAAUACGCUCCCCAGCCAUCUCUAACCCAUUGUUUCAUAAUCAACUAAGCUGUGCUCUUGAUUAAAUCACGCUGAACCGAUCUCAGAUCAUGCUUUUGGUUUUACUUGAACUAAACCUGUUUGUUGAUAACCUCUGUCUUCAGGGAGUCAAUGAGCUGAUUAGCAUUAAGCCCACAGAUAGACAGAUAGACUCAAUCAGUGCUUCCUCUCAUGUGACAGAUAUAUAGCACUAUGGGGCUAUGAGACCAGCCUGAUGGGAUGCGAGGGGGUAAUCAGACCUAUAACUGCCUAUAUUACAAUGUAUCGUCAUUUUAUUCAGUCAUUUUUAAUUUAUCGUAUAAAAAAGAUAAAGAAGUCUAUGGCCACUUACAAAUCAAAUCAAAUCACAUUUUAUUUGUCACAUGCGGCGAAUAAAACAGGUGUAGACCUUACCGUGAAAUGCUUACUUACAAGCCCUUAACCAACAAUGCAGUUCAAGAAAUUGAGUUAAGAAAAUAUUUACUAAAUAAACUAAAGUAAAAAAUAAUUUACAAAAAUAAGUAACACAAUAAAAGAACAAUAACGAGGCUAUAUACAAGGGGCACCGGUACCAAGUCAAUGUGCAGUCUUAUAGCUUGGGGGUAGAAGCUGUUAAGGAGCCUUUUGGUCCUAGAGAGAGAAGGUGACAUAGGCAGGAAAGUUAAAUACAUUUCACAGCAAAGAACAUUAUCGUUACAGAGAUGGAGAGAAAGAGGGGGUAGUAGUGAAGUCAAGAGAGAAAUAUGACCUGUCUCCCCCCUCUCCUUUUCCCUCUCUCUAUCACACUCGCUCUCUCUCUCUGUGAGAUUAUGGUUCCCAUAGCAACGCAGCAGAUUGGCUUGGAAAUCUUGGUGGUUGUGGGUACCAUGGCAACACAUUACAUAUGCUUGUGUGAGUCUCUCUGUCGCCGUUGUCAACGUGUGUAGGAUGGUACAGUAUAUACAUUCCACAUAAAUACCCCACAUGUACAUUGUCAUGCAUAACUAUACCAUGCUCACUAAACAUUCAAGAGGACACACUCUCGAGUCAUUUCGUAAAUGGCUUAUAAUUUAUGCAGCAUAUUCCAUAGGCUUUGCGUCUGUGCCAAGGUUGCUGCUGAUACAUAUGGUACUAACAGACGGUCCUAUAUGAUUUCUCCACUUAAUAUUUCAUAUUUUAUCUUUACACAAAAAAGUAGAACGAUUUGGUUUAAGGAUAUUUGAGAAACAUUGAAAUGAUGUUGUAAAUCCUGUGUUUUGGACCCGUGACAUUUUGGAGCACACAGAACAAGAAUGUUGUUUACCAAUUUGCAUCUACCUGUUUACCUAUCAUGCCAUUCUAUCAAGCAAAUCCACAGACUCUCCCACUCUCCUGCACACAUCAUACCAAGGUACAGUGAUGUACUGUAUACCUCUCAUUACGCAACAUACAGGUAACUGCCAAAAUAAAGGAAACACUGAAAGUGUCUUAAUAGGGCGUUGGGCCACCAUGACCAGAACAGCUUCCAUGCACCUUGGUAUAAAUUCUACAAGUGUUUGGAACUCUAUUGGAAGGAUGCAACACCAUUCUUCCAUGAGAAAUUCCAUCAUUUGGUGUUUUGUUGAUGGUGGUGGAAAACGUUUUCAUGCUCAUCAAACUGUUCAGUGACCACUUGGGGCAUUGUCAUCCUAUGUGGGCAUAGCCAUGGUAGCCAAAAAUAAUGGCCUGUCCAGCAUUUUUAUACAUGACCCUAAGCAUGAUGGGAUGUUAAUUGCUUAAUUAACUCAGGAACACAGUCAAAUGCUCCAUUUUCUGUGUGUGUGUGUGUGUGUGUGGAUGGCAGGGGCUGACGUGUGAUGUGUGACUGUGUGACUGUGACUCCAUGCUGGCAUGCUGAGGUCUGUGGAGAGCUGCUCUGUGUGGAGAGGAAGUGAGUGGUCGGGUCCUCAGGGAGCGGAUGGGAGAACAUUGAUAGUGGUGAGCUUUUCUAGUGGUUCAGUAUGUGUAGUUACUGGUAUGCAGUGUGCCGGUCUGCCUGGCUAGUGUUGCCGGGCAUGUUGUUGGACAUGCUGCUCAAUGCAGAGAACGUUCAGUUCAGGUGGGUGGCACAAACAUGAGCAUGUGCAGUACGGACACACACACACAGAAACACACACACACACACACACAGACACACACACGUCACUCUCAGCUCCAGUCAUGCCUAAUUUUUGUCAUGUAUUUAUUUAUCUAUGUAUUGUGUGCAUGGUUUUGAGGCAGAGUGUUGCCAUGGAAACAGUAACCCAGAAAAAAAGAGAGAGAGGCAGAGGAGAGUAGAACGGGGGGGUGGCAGAGAAAUGAUUUGAGCUCACCUGACAGAAACACUUGUGUUCUCACACACACAUACACACACACACACUCUUCCCACACACACUGGCACAUACAUAUCCGACAGCUAGGAAACAGAGAGAUACCACUAACAUGAAACAGAAGCACAUUGAAAGGGGUUGCAAUGUCAUGAUCAGCCAGGAGACUGUUGCAGUGCUGUCCUGUCUGCCUCCUCACUGCAGCCGUACAGUAGACAUGCUCACUGCUCUAUUCUGGUCUAUUCUAUCCUAUUGAACUCUAUUCUACUCUAUUCUACUCUACUCUAUUCUACUCUACUCUAUUCUACUGUAUUCUAUUCUUCUGUAUUAUAUUCUACUGUAUUAUAUUAUACUCUACUCUAUUCUACUGUAUUCUAUUCUACUCUACUCUAUUCUACUGUAUUCUAUUAUACUCUACUCUAUUCUACUGUAUUAUAUUAUACUCUACUCUAUUCUACUGUAUUAUAUUUUACUCUACUCUAUUCUACUGUAUUCUAUUAUACUCUACUCUAUUCUACUGUAUUCUAUUAUACUCUACUCUAUUCUACUGUAUUCUAUUUGAUCCUAUUUUCACUGCACAGAUAUCGCCAUUCUAACCUGUGUGUGGGAAUAAAAGCCUUAUUAACCUGAAUCUCUGUUCCUAUCCAGGUACCUGAUGAAUGUAACGUUUGAGGGCCGGAACCUGUCCUUCAGUGAGGACGGCUACCAGAUGCAUCCCAAACUAGUCAUCAUCCUUUUGGACAAGAUGAGGCAGUGGGACAAGGUGAGGUUUCGGCUUUGUAUGGUGUGUCUGUGUGUGUGUGUGUGUGUGUGUGUGUCUGUGUUAGUUUAUAUUUGUAUUUCUACAUCUCACUGUGUGUCUCUUUCUUUCUCUUGCUCUACUUCUUCCUCCUAUUAUUCUAUCUCUUCAGCCUCUAAUCGUCUCUGCAAUCUAUAUUCUGUCCUCUGAUCAGAGAGCAAGGUGACUCUCUCCUCUCCUCUGCUCCCCCUCUCACUCUCACUCUCAUGUUUAAUUCUUAGCUUUACUUCCAGCUGGACCACUUUCUUGGAUUCUAAUGAGUGCAGGAUUCCACCCCUUCUCUCUCUCUCUCUCUCUCUCUCUCUCUCUCUCUCUCUCUCUCUCUCUCUCUCUCUCUCUCUCUCUGUCUCUGUCUCUGUCUCUGUCUCUGUCUCUCUCUCUCUCUCUCUCUCUCUCUCUCUCUCUCUCUCUCUCUCUUUCUCUGUCUGUCUGUCUGUCUGUCUGUCUGUCUGUCUGUCUGUCUGUCUGUCUGUCUGUCUGUCUGUCUGUCUGUCUGUCUGUCUCUCUCUCUCUGUCUCUCUCUCUCUCUCUCUCUGUCUCUCUCUCUCUGUCUCUCUCUCUCUCUCUCUCUCUCUCUCUCUCUCUGUCUCUCUCUCUCUCUCUGUCUCUCUCUCUCUCUCUCUCUCUCUCUCUCUCUCUCUCUCUCUCUCUCUCUCUCUCUCUCUCUCUCUCUCUCUCUCUCUCUCUCUCUCUCCUUCCCUAUUUCCCUGCUCCUUUGAAGUAGUUCUGAAGCUCUGUAAUAUCCAGUCCAGUUUACACACUGUGAGUUGACUGUAACCCUUCCCUCUCUGUCUGGAGGUAGCAGUCUGGCACCGGGGCUCUGCAGCCCAGUCAGUCUGCUGCAGCCUGCCAACUUUCCUCUCUGGAGUGUGUUUGUGCAUGUGUGUGAGCGCAUGGGUCUGUGUGUGUGCGCAUGCACGCACGUGCUCCAACUCCUUGUCCAUCUCACAUCUUGACAGGCCCAAUUAGUUGAUCAUCCAUAUCCAUUUACACCCACGCUAUUCCCUGAAAUAAGUGCCCGUUAGCUGCUGUUGGAGUAGAGGGCAAAAGACAGAGUCUUCAGGUAUGAUUUGUCGGCGGCAGUGAUGGUGAAAAUUGAGUAAAUGAUGGUGCUAAUUCAGCGCUGGGGAUUGGAGGGUCCUCCAGGAAUUGAGUUGGACACUCUGGUCCAGGAGUGCUUACAUUUGCAUACGAAUUACCUCUCCUCCCUCUCUACCUCUCUCUGUCGCUCCCCUCUCGUUCUGAAUUCCACUCUCUUUCCCCCGUUCCUCUGCCGUCCUUCACGUUAACCUUUCUCCUACCCAGUGCGCUCUGUGUCCCAGUCCUCGUCUCUGGGUGCUCUCUGCCCAGCCGCCUGCUGACGUGAUAGAGCAAUCUACAGUUGUUGAACUCAUUCUUCUUUCUGUCUUUCUUUCUUUCUUUCUGUCUGUCUUUCACUGACUCACUCAGUCACUCACUCACUCACUCACUGUCCCCCACUGUUUUGGUGUUUGUGUGUUAUCAUGACACGUUUAAGGCUCAUUAAUGCUUCCUUAUUGUGUACUCACUGACAGAAGGACACAUUUAUAUAUUUAUAUUGGAUAAUUUGGCAAAGAAGUACCAGUUAUAAUUUAAAUGAAUUUUUCAAGGGGCCCAUUUUCAUAACGCUAUUGUCAACCAAAUAUGCAUUGGCAAAAAGUCCCCCCAAAUGCAAACAUCAAUCUGUGAACACAGAAGCCAGCCUUAUGGAGUGUGUUUGCUUACUGUCUCAGGUGGGGAAGUGGGAGAAUGGCUCCCUGUCCAUGAAGUACCACGUGUGGCCUCGCUUUGAGAUCUACUCAGGGGCAGAGAGCCGGGAGGACGACCACCUUUCCAUCGUGACGCUGGAGGAGGCUCCGUUCGUCAUCGUGGAGGACGUUGACCCCCUCAGUGGCACCUGUAUGAGGAACACUGUACCCUGCAGGAGACAGCUCCAAACAAUGUGAGGGGAAAACUCUCCACAACACUUUCUAAUGCCACAUACAAUGUCUAUAACACAAUGUAUAUCCUUAACACCACUGUAAUGCGUAUAAUACCACAGAAAUUCUCACAAUUCUACAACAAUGUAUUUAACAAUAAUAUAAAGUAUUGAUGUCAAAGCAGUGUCCAAGUCUAUAAUAUUAAGAUGUAUAAUAAUUCUAGUUAUGCCCCUUAUAUUGUCCCACAGUAUCCACAAUAAAAGCCUUAAGACCCUCAAACCCCAUUCUUACAGUACAUUAUGAGUAUCUGCCGUCUGCCUCCAGUAUCUCUACAUCUGUUCUGAGUUGUAUUAAGCCUCUAACUGUGUGGGUACGUCCUGUCCUGUGUCUCAAUAUGUUCCUCUCUCCACCCUGUCUCACUCUGCCGUGGCAACAUGGCCAUGAUGAUAUCCAAAUCCAGGCUAGCGGGGUAGGAAGAGCUCUGUUAAAGUCUAUAGAAAGCAGAACGCUUUAAGCAUGCUGAUAAUGUUCCCCUCUGUCUAAUCUCUGUCUAAACAUAUGUUGUUCAGCAUGGAAAAAAUAUCUUUGCCUGCCGCCUACAGCUGUAUGAAUGCCCAGUGUUAAUAGGGCCUAUUGUUGUCCCUAUCACCUUUUACAUCUUUUUUUACAUUCCCUCAAUCUGUCUAUUCCUGUUGCACUUUCCCUACUAUAUCUCCCCCUCCUCUAUUCCAUUGUUUUCUCUCUUCCUUUCCUCCAUUUUAUGUUACCCUAAUUCUCUGCAUGCUUUUCUCCUUACUCUGCCGCUCUCCUCCUCCCUCGCUCUUUCCGUCUCUCUCGCUCUCUCUUUCUCAGGAAUAAAACCGUAGACUCAGGGAUCUAUAUCAAGCGCUGCUGUAAGGGUUUCUGCAUCGACAUCCUGAAGAAGAUCGCCAAGCACGUCAAGUUCACCUAUGACCUCUACUUGGUGACCAACGGAAAACACGGCAAGAAGAUCAACGGCACCUGGAAUGGCAUGGUGGGAGAGGUGGGCCUCAGGAGCUGCAGCUAGUCUGUCUGUGUACGAUGGUGUCAUGGGGUUAGCUACCUGUGUCAGUCUGUCUGUUUAUCAGUCUGCAGGUAUCAACCUGUCUUCUGUUUGUCUGCCAGUGUCUUUAUGCCUGUGUCCGUAUCUGUGUCAGUGGCUAUCCCAACAGGCAUCAUGCCCUCUGUUAUUAACUUGGAGCUACCUGGAAGGCAAACUCAUUCUGAGUGACUUACAGACAAACAAUCCUCUUCCACUUCCAUGUCACCAGUUUAUUCAGUUGGGCAAUAGCUAAUGUCAGUCAGGUUAAGUACCUCACUCAAGGGUAAAGAGCAGUCUACCAUGAAAGUCCAGUUUGUGUUAUAAAGAUGCCCCGUAAUCGACAUUGGUCCCAAGGUAAGGUUGUUGUCAGUUCUAAUUUACAGCAGUAGCAGCUGCACUGAGGCAGAGAGUAGCAAUGUCUUUAGUUUACAACUUUGUUCUAACUUCAGGAAAAUUCUAGUGUUGCGCCUCGCCUUAGUAACAGCCCAAGGGCUGUGGGUAAAAAUACAUAGUGUAACUUUACCGUAGCAGUGGAUGUUCAGGUUUGAAUAACCUUCCACUGUCAAGACAGGACUACAUAUCAAUUUUCCUACUACAGUAAAAUCCACAUUGACGUUAUACAUUUCAGCCAUUUAGCAGACUCUCUUAUUCAAAGCCACUUAGAUUCAAUAUGGAUACUGGGCCUCCAAGCCCAGAAUGGUCACCUGUUCUAAAGGGGUGUGUGUCAUGUGGACUAAAAGGGUGCUAAUGUACCGUCUCUUUAACACCUAGAAGAGGAAUGUUAAUGGAGUAGAGCAUCCUUCCCAUCCCAGCGCCGCUCAGCAGCGUCCUUCUCACACUGGCCCUCCGCCAGGCCGUAUCUCACACUCUUAAUGACCCCUGAUCUGCUCACAAGGACCGUAUGGAUCACAUAGAUGCCUCUUGACUUACACAAUGCACCAGAGCUGUGCAAAAAAAGAGCAAGAACUCAAUGCAGGGUUAAAGUUGGUCUCUCCCCUCCAUUUUGUGCUGACUUAAUGUUGCUCGCUGGUGUCGGUAUUGAUGGAGUGAAGGCAGCCCCUAAUCCUCAUAAUCCAAAAUAUUUGAGGCAAUACUCUUGAUUACAUGAGUUUGGCUUCAAACAUCCACAGACGUGAACAUAGAACACACACGCAAAAGUUCUCGCUCGCUCAUUCUCAGUACCACCCACAUAGGUCACUUUCAUAACGGAGAGAGUACAAGCCGUGGGAGUGAGAUGGAGGGAGAAUACAGAGAGAGAGAGGAAGUGAGUACACUGCUGGACAGACUUGCUCCCCCUGGGGAGACACACAUACACACGCACACACACUAACACAAACAAAUCCUUGGCAUGCAAACCUCCAGACCACAGGUAAAGGCAAAAGUCUCACUCCCCCUUCUCUCUCCCUCCCUCUGUCACACACACCUUAUUAACUCAGUCAGUUCUGUCCCACUUUACCCCAGCGCUGUAGGGCCCAGGUAUUUAGAGCUACAUAUACCUGUAGAGAUGGAGGGGCACGUAGGGAGGGAUGGAAAGCAGGGAGGAAAGGAAAGAGGAGGCAAUGGCAAUGGGGUGGCUAUUUCAAGCUUCCAUGACCCACUGUGGUAACCCAAUUCUCCCUCCCUCGUUCUGUCUGUCUCUACCUCCCCUCCCUCAUUCUCUCUCUCCCUCCCUCGUUCUGCCUCUCUCCCUCCCUCGUUCUGUCUGUCUCCCUCCCUCCCUCGUUCUGUCUGUCUCUACCUCCCCUCCCUCAUUCUCUCUCUCCCUCCCUCGUUCUGCCUCUCUCCCUCCCUCGUUAUGUCUGUCUCCCUCCCUCCCUCGUUCUGUCUGUCUCUACCUCCCCUCCCUCGUUCUCUCUCACUCCCUCCCUCGUUCUGUCUCUCUCCCUCCCUCAUUCUGUCUGUUCUGCCUCCCCUCCCUCGUUCGGUCUCUCUCCCACCCUCGUUCGGUCUCUCUCCCUCUCUCAUUCUGUCUGUUCUGCCUCCCCUCCCUCGUUCUGUUUCUCUCUCCUUCCCCUCCCUCACUGUGGAUCACAAGUCUCCACUCUGACUGUUCUUGAUGUGUAGAAACUGUCUCUCAUUGACCUUUCUCUUUCUCUCUCACUCCCUCUCUCCCUACUGUUUCUCCCUAUCUCCUUAAUGUUUCUCCCUCUCUCCCUACCGUCUCUCUCUCUACCUCUCUAUCUCAGGUGGAGACAAAGAAGGCCCACAUGGCGGUGGGCUCCCUCACCAUCAACAAGGAGAGGUCAGAGGUCAUUGACUUCUCGGUGCCCUUCAUCGAGACGGGCAUCAGCGUCAUGGUGUCCCGUAGCAACGGCACCGUCUCACCCUCUGCCUUCCUAGGUGAGUGUGACCCACAAACAGACUGCCAACGCUGCCAACUUUACAGUAUCGCCCAAAUGUACUGUGCAGUGUGAACUAAGACUGAAUUAUAAUGUGCCUAACUCUCUCGCUUUCUGUCUGUCUCAUUCCCCUCCGAUCUUUUCUUUCCUACUCCCACUCUCUCUCUCUGACUUCCUCUCCCUCGCCUCUAUCUCACUCACUUUGUUUCGCUGUGUACUCCUCAUUUGCAUAUUUUUCUCUCUCUCGCCCUCCCUCCCUUGGCCUUUCUCUCUCUCAGAGCCUUUCAGUGCUGAUGUGUGGGUGAUGAUGUUCGUGAUGCUGCUGCUGGUGUCGGCGAUUGCUGUGUUUGUGUUUGAGUACCUCAGCCCUGUGGGCUACAACCGCUGUCUGGCCGACGGCAGAGGUGAGAGGGCUCCACACCUGCACGAACAUCUCUCUCUCACACACACACACACCCACACACACACACACACACACACACACACACACACACACACACACACACACACACACACACUGCUGUGCGCGGUGAACUUCCCCAACUCCCACAUGGCUGCCAGUAAACCCUGACCACCCUCCUCCUGUCCUCCUUUACCUCUCAGAGCCGAGUGCAGGUGAAGUCUCUUCCCAUUGAUUUAAAUAUGCCUCCCCUGGUUCUUCAUGUAUUUUAAUGCGGGCCCUGUGUUUUGCAUGCAUUUCCAUAUUUUCAGGAAUCACAUGUCAGGCCUGACAGGGAUGGGCCAGUUUUUAUUAGAUCUCCCAGCCAAAAAGAAAUAAUCAAUGUCUCUCCAUCCUAUUCAUGAUGGGGCUAUAUUUAGAGACCAUAUCUUUUUUUAAUCUCUCUCAUCCUUCAUGUUCUGGAGAAUAAGACCCUCUUCCAUAAAGCGUUGUAGGAGUGCUAUUGUUAGCUGGUCAUACAGUAGCCUUGGGAAUUCAGUGUUUGUGCGAAUUGGAUCAAAUGUUGGAUUCCAACUAGUGAUACUCCUGGUGCCUACUUACAGAACAGUAAAUACAACUGAUGUGCCAAAAAGUAUUAUCAUGAUGGAUUCAAUCGUGUGUGGUAGUGACAUAACCACAGCACACACAUAUACAACAACAAUAGGCAUACUUAGUAGUGGACUAAAGCCUCAUCUGCAUUACAACACACUUACCCAGGUGUUUAUUAGAAUGGCACAGCACCGUUGUCCAAUCAGUCGUGUUCCUUCUGCUUCCCUAGCCACAUUGUGCUUUAUGAUCCUACAGCUAACCACAACAUGUCUACAACACUGAGACACCUCCCUGAGACCAUUCCUCAUUGUGAUCACUACCUGUCUCUCCAUCAGAGCCUGGAGGGCCCUCCUUCACCAUCGGCAAGGCCAUCUGGCUGCUGUGGGGUCUGGUCUUCAACAACUCUGUCCCAGUGCAGAACCCCAAGGGUUGGACCAGUAAGAUCAUGGUGUCCGUGUGGGCCUUCUUCGCUGUCAUCUUCCUGGCCUCCUACACUGCCAACCUGGCAGCCUUCAUGAUCCAGGAGGAGUAUGUGGACCAGGUGUCUGGACUCAGCGACAAGAAGGUAAGGCCUGUCAUUAAACUUCAUUAGUCCUUUACUCGUUCUUUCUUACUAUCUCUCCUCUCGCCUUAUCUCACCUCCAUUCCAAUUCACUGUCCAUCUUUCCUUGAUUCCCUUGAUUUCUAUCUCUCUCUCUGUCCUCUGCCUGCCACCACUUUCCUCACGCCAUCAUUAUUUCUAUGCCUCUAUCGCUCUUCAACACCUCUUAGCGCACAAAGUAUAUCUAUAGAGAAUAUCGAUAGGAGAGAAGAGCGAGGAGAAGGUGGUGGGUGAUAGAUGAGAUCGAGAGCAGAUAUCAUCUCUCCUAUAUUACUCUAGCUAUUCUCUAUCGAUUCGAUUUUUUUUUCUUUCUCUCUCUCUCUCUCUCUCUCUCUCUCUCUCUCCUCUCCUCCCCUCAGUUCCAGAGACCCAAUGACUUCUCUCCUCCGUUCCGGUUUGGGACGGUCCCUAACGGCAGCACGGAAAGGAACAUCAAGAACAACUACAAGGAGAUGCAUGGCUACAUGAUCAAGUUCCACCAGAAGAACGUGGACGAGGCCCUCUAUGGUCUGAAGACUGGGUGAGCAGGGGGAAUGGGGCCUUAGACUGGGUGAGGAGGGGGAAUGGGGUGUUAGACUGGGAGAGGAGGGGAACAGGGCUUGAGACUGGGUGAGGAGGGAGAACGGGGCCUUAGUCUGGGUGAGCAGGGGGAAUGGGGCCUUAGACUGGGUGAGCAGGGGGAAUGGGGUGUUAGACUGGGUGAGCAGGGGCAAUGGGGUGUUAGACUGGAUGAGGAGGGGAACGGGGCUUGAGACUGGGUGAGGAGGGGGAACGGGGCCUUAGUCUGGGUGAGCAGGGGGAAUGGGGUGUUAGACUGAGUGAGGAGGGGGAAUGGGGUGUUAGACUGGGUGAGGAGGGGAACGGGGUUUGAGACUGGGAGAGGAGGGGGAACGGGGCCUUAGUCUGGGAGAGGAGGGGGAACGGGGCCUUAGUCUGGGAGAGGAGGGGGAACGGGACCUUAGUCUGGGAGAGGAGGAGGAACGGGGCCUUAGUCUGGGAGAGGAGGGGGAACGGGGCCUUAGUCUGAGAGGAGGGGGAACAGGGCCUUAGUCUGGGAGAGGAGGGGGAACGGGGCCUUAGUCUGGGAGAGGAGGGGAAACGGGGCCUUAGUCUGGGAGAGGAGGGGGAACGGAGUCUGGGAGAGGAGGGGGAACGGGGCCUUAGUCUGGGUGAAUGGGGGAACAUAGUGUCCUCCUAUUGCUGACCAGGGUUUGGGUCAAUUCCAUGUCAAUUCAGUCAUCCCCCUCAACCCUGUUGCAGUCUUUCACUUACUUUACUUAUGUAAUGUAUUCUAUUUCCUUUUAUGUAUUUUGUCAUAUCUUAGUUGAAUUAUUCUCCUUGUUUCUCAUUAAAAGCUCCGGUUUUAUUCAUUUCCCAGCACAAGAGUGUCUACCAUUAUACAGUACGUGACAACUGUAGCCCUUGGCAAAGCAGGCAGAAGUCUAUUAUCCUUAUCACAACAUUAGGGCUACUGAACAGGUUCAUUGGGAUGAGUAGUUACAGUGUAAAGCUAGGCCAGAAGUAAUUACUGUAAAUUCUCUCAUUAGUAAACUGGAUGCCUUCAUCUACGACGCAGCAGUGCUGAACUACAUGGCCGGGAGGGACGAGGGCUGUAAGCUGGUGACCAUCGGCAGUGGGAAGGUGUUUGCCUCCACGGGCUACGGCAUCGCCAUCCAGAAGGAGUCUGGCUGGAAGAGACACGUGGACCUGGCCAUCCUUCAGCUCUUUGGAGACGGUGAGAUCGACGUUCAGUUAGAAUUACACACAGUUUGACUUCAUGUAUUUCAGCUAGGGAGUCGUGACAUUUUACUGAGGGUUUUAACGGUGUGCUUUGAUGGAAAACAGCCACGUUUUUCCGGUCGGAUUACUUGCCUUCAUCUGGAGAGAAAUGCAAUAAAACUAGAAAAUUGGGAAAUUGUUUUAGAGUGUGCUGUUGUAAUGUUUCCCCAUGGAAUUGUAUACUUUUGGCAUACUUGCCAACUGGCUAAAAUAUAACACACACAAUCCUACAGGUAUUGUCUAUGUAUGUCAUAUUGUGCAUAAUAUGGCUGUGUCCAACCUUGAAUGAGCACCAGUCAUAGCUGUAUUAAAAGCCAUAUAGAAGUAGUUUUUCUUUCUGCAGCUUGUCUGUGCUGGAGCCAGUUUAUUUGGGUGUGUUCCAGCCUGUCUUGAGGAUCCUGGACCAAGGCCCCUCCAGGCCCCACUAUAGUGUCCUAGUUAGAGGUGCCAGUAUAGCUGCUGGUGUAUUUCUACACUCUGUGGACAAGGGGUGUGUGUGAAUGUGGGUCAGCCCUACGAAGACUGUGUGUGUAGGUCUCUGUUUCUCUGUGUCUGUCUACUGAAUGUACAGGUGUAUUUAUCGACCUAUAUAUAAGCUUUGGAUAUGGAGUGUGUUUUUCUGUAUUUAGGGAUCGGUGACAAUAAGUUAUUGUGUCUGUAUGUAUAGUAUACCGUUUCUUGUAUAUUUUCUUGUGUGUUUAUGUGUGAAUAUGGGUCAUCAUCUGGUGCCGUCCCCUGUGUACAUCCAGCCAAAGCUUAGCAAGUGGCCCUCAAUGUCACAUUGACACGCCCCAACAUGCACUCCUCUCAGUGUGGCCUAGUUUGAGAAAGCGAUCCUCACGCGCUGAGAGACCAGGGGCCUGUGAAGGGUGCAGACGGGGGCCUGGCUGGUUUGACGAUGAGGCUCCCAGACAGUCACUUAGAGCAGAGGAGGAUGCGUAGGGCCCCAGGGAGCUCUGGUCUCACAGACGCCACUGAGCCCCAUCUCCCACACCAGUCGCCUUAGUCGACCAGGAGCCAUGCGGGCGCAGCAGGCAGUGGGCCCUGAAUUCGAUCAUCUGUGUGUGUGUGUGUGUGUGUGUGUGUGUGUGUGUGUGUGUGUGUGUGUGUGUGUGUGUGUGUGUGUGUGUGUGUGUGUGUGUGUGUGUGUGUGUGUGUGUGUGUGUGUGUUGAUGCUCAGGGGCCAGUGGUCCCAUGCGAGAGCUCUGCUGACGUGCACAGCCAUCUGAAUGUAUGCUUAAUUAAGUAACGCCAGUCCUGCCACGGACAGUCCGCCAGAACUAACUGCUGCUGAUGUUACACAAGGUGACCCACAAAGAGACAGAUAGAGACUCUGGGACAUGGCUGGACACGUGGACACACACACAUCAUGCACGCACACUCAUAUUUCCAUAUACACAUGCGCACACAUGGGUCUAUUUACUGAAUCUGAAGUGUGCUGUCAUGAAUAACAAAACUGAGAUGUAUUCAUUAAAAUGCCACCAAAGACUUGCAUGCAUUAGCCUUUAAUUGUUUGUCCUCUACAGUUUUUUCAGACCUAUAUUCUCAAGUGUCUUUCCCUACCCCUCGUCCCUGUACCUUUUCUUUGCUCACUUUGCAUCAUUCUCCCCUUCCAAUAUUUAUCCUCCUGCUACAUCAUGUCCUCCCUUCUCCACACCCUUCUCCUACUCCCUCCUUUCUCUCCCUCCAUCCGCCUGUCCCCACUCUCCCUCCUCUUCCCGUCCCCACUCUUCCUUGACUCCUCCCUCCAUCCUGUCCCCACUCUCCCUCCUCUUCCCGUCCCCACUCUUCCUUGACUCCUCCCUCCAUCCUGUCCCCACUCUUCCUUGACUCCUCCCUCCCUCCUGUCCCCACUCUUCCUUGACUCCUCCCUCCAUCCUGUCCCCACUCUUCCUUGACUCCUCCCUCCAUCCUGUCCCCACUCUUCCUUGACUCCUCCCUCCAUCCUGUCCCCACUCUUCCUUGACUCCUCCCUCCAUCCUGUCCCUCUCUCCAGGUGACAUGGAGGAGCUAGAGGCCAUGUGGCUAACGGGCAUCUGCCACCAUGAGAAGAACGAGGUGAUGAGCAGCCAGCUGGAUGUGGACAACAUGGCCGGCGUCUUCUACAUGCUGGGGGCGGCCAUGGCUCUGUCGCUCAUCACCUUCAUCGCCGAGCAUGCCUUCUACUGGCAACUGCGCUUCUGCUUCAUGGGCUACUGCACGGGCAAGCCAGGCUUCGUCUUCUCCAUCAGCAGGGUGAGCCAGGCCACCUCAGACACCCAUAGUAACUGUCUACACACACUCAUAUAUGGCUGUUCUUCACUAAGGCUUUCUUCUAAUACCCAGUAAACAAGAGUGCUUUAUUCUUGGAAAAGGUAGUCCAUAAGGAAACCUGGUCAAGUAGAAGGCUUAUAGGCACUGAUGGCAGAAAUAUGUGUGUAGUUUAUGUCCCCAGUGGCCAACCAAUGCCAAACUCUGAGUUUAGUUUGAACACAGACAGAUUUCUUCUUUUGUUUUGAUGCUAUUGCCCGUUUCACAUCCGGGGUAAAUAUUUACAAAAUGUUGAGCCAAAAUCAAUUGUUCACUCGGCCGGAGAAAUGAGGGUAGAUUACUAGUUCUAUUUGGGAGCAAAGUCACCCUGAGGUAUUUGAUUUGCGUUCCAAUUGUUUUGACAUGGCUCCAGUGUAAUUCACCAAGGUGAAAGGCUUGGGGCUAACCACGUGGCUCAUUUACUACAGUGCCACACACACCAUUGCUCUUUUCAUUUGAAAACCAGGGCAGAGGAAAAGAGUAGUCUUUGUUCUAAUAUUCUGCCUCAGUUGAUAGUUUUUUGUCUAGUGUUAUCGUGUCAAUGUUAGUGUGUGUUUGUCUGUGUGUUGUUUGGGUGUGUGUCCAUGACAAUUGGUUAGUAAUUGUUGAUGAUUAUACCAUUAGCAUUUGUAUGAGGACGAGAGUGAGGAAAAUGACUGUAUGCAUUUGUGUGAGGUUCCAUUAUGACAUGUAUUCAUGAUAUUAUUUCCUAGUUGUUGUGACUGUAAAUAUCUGGAUGUGACCCUUGAAUACAGUUCACUCUUAGAAAGAACUGUUCCAGAAAGGUUCUUUGGCUAUCCCCAUAGGAGAACCCUUUUUAGUUCCAGGUAGAACCCUUUUUGGUUACAGGUAGAACUAUUUUGGGUUCUAUGUAGAACCCUCUAUGGAAAUGGUUCUACAUGGAACUCAAAAAGGUUCUACCUGGAACCAAAAAGGGUUCUUCAAGGGUUCUCCUAUGGGGACAGCCAAAGAACCCUUUUAGGUUCUAUAUAGCACCUUUUUUUCUAAGAGUGUAGAAAGGAUUCAGUGCUCCAAAAUAUUCAGAGGAAACAACCUACAAUAUGUUUGUUUAUUAGUAUUCAUCGCCACACACCAGAUUUUCAAGGGAUAAUUACACAACAAUGAGGGAAAUUAUGGUUUAUUAUCUUUUCACAAUCCUGGAGUAUGGCUUCACAUUGGUUUAUUCUCAUUUAGUUUUAUAUUUUCCAUUGACGCCCCUUUCCCUGUGCCACUGGAUUGAUUCUGUUUUUGAAUUUCACAGCAUAAUCCAAUAAACGUUAUUAUUAUUACCGCAAUUAACAUUAAGCUCAGCACUGUAAGAAUGAGAAAUAUGUCACGCCUGAUCGGAGUCACGUGUCCAAGCCCUUGUUGGUUACAGUUUCCCCCUCUGCGCUGGUGAAAAACAGUAAGCAGGGCUUCGUUAGCAAAGGUAUUCCUCUUACACCUGCAACACUAUAACUAAUUCACUAACCAAUUCAUUACAUUGAUUUAAGAAACCGUCUAAUGACUUUAGCUAGGAGUUUAGAUGAGUACUGUACAUGUAUUAAGCCUAAUCGCUGUGUCUUCAAAUGAUCACAUUGUAGUAUUAUUUGCAUAAAUCCACAUAUAGGCUACUCAAGGACAGGGCAGCUAGCGAAUCUUUGCAUUUGAAACCACAUGUACACUGUAAUCAGUUAUAGAUUUUAGGUGCCUCCAUGACUUUACAUUUCUAACCCUCAGGCCAGAGCUAUUACCAUUCAGACAUCCCAGCCCAAAUAAUCCCAGAGACAGUCUGUGAAUGUUUACUUUACGUGGGCAUGUGGAGUAUCUCAGUUGAAUAUGAAGCACCAUAGACAAUGCUAAGGCAUUCUGUUGUUUUGUUUAUUCUUCUCUGCAAACAGCUCAAACGGAGCACACAUGAUAUGUCAUCUAACAUUGCCAAGGGUUGAGGGUUGAGUAAACACAAGGACAGCAUGUCACAGAGAAUAUGGGAGAAUCAGUAGUGGUGCGUGGGUAAAAUCACUGGGGAAGCCAGAAAAAAAGCCAUUUUACAACCUACGUGUUGUGAUAAUUGCAUUGUUUGCUCUAUAACCUGUUAGUUCAUAUGCCUUGCCACCGUGAUAUAUAGGCCUAAGGCCGAGACAAUAAGAAGACACAGUGGCAGAAUAAAUUCAAUCACACCAUUGUUUCAUCACAAAACCGGAGAGCAACCUCUGUCCGGUGAAGUCCACAAAGCAUAUUGCAUGUAACAAACAGUUACAUGACCUACAGCAUGGUGAAGAAAGUUCAUGUUUCAGAUAUUUUUGGACUACUAAGCAACUAUUGAUUUAGAACCACGUAGAGUUACCACAAGUCACAAUGAAAACAGGAGCUGCCUCCACUAUUACAGCACCAUUUCAACUUCAACAUUUCAACAUCAUCAAAUCACCUAUGCUGUCACGAUCGUUAUUAGACACGGACCAAGGCGCAGCGUGAUAUGCGUACAUUCUUUUAUUGCAGUACACAACACGAACCAAAACAACAAAACAAACGAUACGUGAAGUCCUGGGUUGAACACAAACCUUCCGGAACAAGAUCCCACAAUAAACAGUGCCAAACAGGCUGCCUAAGUAUGGUCCCCAAUCAGAGACAACAAGCUACAGCUGCCUCUGAUUGGGAACCACCCUGGCCAACCUAGAAAUACACGAACUAGAACAAAACAUAGAAAGUAACACAUAGAAAAUCCACACCCUGGCUCAACAUAUAAGAGUCCCCAGAGCCAGGGCGUGACAUAUGCUUAGUCUAAUACAGUGACAACUAAAAUAUAACAAAAACAAUUUAGUCCAAUCAACGUAAGCUAAAUAUGAUGUGGCUGUCAAUGGUUCUGAUUUGUGUGUGUGUGUGUGUGCAUGCGUACGUUCGUGCAAGUAGAAAAAACAUGUUGACUCACCCUACUUGUAGAGAAACCCCAAUGCCAUCCUCCUCUCUUUCAUGUUGACGAAACAGUCUAUGACUUGUCAUACAGUACACGCUUUUAUGCUUGCUCGCUAGCCUAUCUUCCUUUCAUGGGCAACGUUAGCUAGUUAACAUUAGCCUCCUACAUCUAGCUACAUAUUGAACUUCCAUCCUCUCAGUUCAGGGGCACAAUGUAUGAAUUUAUGAUUGGAUCAGAAUCGCCGUUAUAAUCAUUGGCCAGUACGGAUAAUUAAGUAAAACCACAAGUCCAAAUCCCUAUCUCCAUCCAUAGCUAAUUUAGGAAAGGGACAAUUUUAGCUAGCUAGCUAGCCACCAGAGGACAACAACACAACGAGAUGCAACAAUUCAAGUUGUUUCUGUCAAUUACGUAUUUCUCUUGAUGCGAUGUGACAGGAGUGAAGCCAAACUGGCUUCCCUUGACACAAAAUGUUUUGGUGCGCCAGGACCAUUCACAGUUGAGCUCACUCAGUUUAGCUCAACGCUGAUUGGCUAUUAUUCUAUAUGUUUUUUUUAUCAAGGGAGGCAAAAUGCUCGCUGGCUUCCCUUGCGUUCAAUGCUCUUUAUGACCAGACAGCAUCAAAUACUGUAGAUGGCCUACACAUACAGAGACAGAGGGGCGUUGUUUCGCUCGCUCGGAUGCUGUCUCCGGUGAGAUACAUUCAGCCUCUUGCGAAUUGAAGGAAAAUUAUGAAAACACAGAGAGACAAAUAAUUAUUUAUUGUAUCUUUUUUUCUUGGUACAUUAUUUGGGGAAGCCUGGCUUCCCUUGGCAUCAAUGAUUACACGCCACUGGGGAGAAUAGUGGUAUGGCAGGCUCAUGGCCUCAUCAAGACGGAGCAAUGGAGGGCACAUUGAUGAAACAAAGAGGCAGAAGGUAGGAGUAAGAGAGAUACAGUACCACAGAGACAACCAAUGAAUAACAGCUAAAAGGGGGAGAUGUCAAACGUCAAAAGGUUGGCAUCAUGGUGGUUAUGGCAUCAAGGCUGAGAGAGAGGACAGAUGACAUGAAAAUGACCCUGUUAAGGAAUCUGACCCCAGCAGUAGCCAUUGACCAGUACACCUUUGACCUUUAAUGGCGGCCAAAGGGUCCUAUUACCUCUGCUGUCAUUUCCCAGACAAAAUAACAAAAAAAAUCAUUGGGUCAGAUUGAUUUGAUCCAACUCAUCCAUCUGUCACACCUCGUUUAGCCAACUCUCCAUCCAUUUGUAUUUGAAUAUCGUAUUAUACAUCACAGGACGCAAAUAGCACGGUUUGUCUUUCUGUCAUCAUUAUGCCAGUGUUUCCUGGCCUCAUCCUCUCUCUGGAGUUUUAUAUUAUUGCUUGGCGGUCCACAGUCAAUGCCAGGGGUAUUUAUUAACUGCCCCUGGGUAUUGUUCAGCUGAAUUCUAAUCACAUUGAUUGAAGGUAUUGACCGCUGAGACCCACAGGGCUUUACUGCAUCUCUGUCAUUAUCAAUCAUCUCCCCAUCCUCUCCUCUCUCCUACUUUCUCAUGCUCUCCUGUCUCAUAUACCCACAUACAGUAUAAAUAUGUUAGAUGUAUUACAUUCAGUCCAUGUGAAUCUAUAUUUAUCAUUUUAUCACUUAAUGGAGAAACAAGAAACAAGGAGUCAAAUCCAGAGGUACUAGAAGUGAACACUUCUUUACUUAUUUCUGUUUAGUUAUUAUGUGUAGUGUAUGUUCAACAGUUGUGUAGGCUAUGUACAUGGCUUUUGUUAUUUAACAAUCUCUGUUUCCCUCUCAUUCUCCUCAGUCUACUCUUAGCGGCCCUAUUUUUAGUUCUCCUUUAUUCUGCCUCUGACUCUCCCUUACCCUCUCUAAUGCUGCUUAAUGACCCUCUUCACUCACAGGGCAUCUACAGCUGCAUCCACGGGGUUCAGAUCGAGGAGAAGAGCGGCUCAGCUCUCGACUCUCCAUCGGUCACCAUGAACAACACCCAAUCCAACAUCCUGCGUCUGCUCCGAACCGCUAAGAACAUGGCCUCCCUGUCCGGGGUCAACGGCUCGCCUCACAGCGCCCUGGACUUUAUCCGUCGUGAGUCGUCCGUCUACGACAUCUCCGAGCACCGCCGCAGCCUGGCAGGUCACUCGGACUGCAAGCCUCCGUACAUGCCGGAGGAUAACAUGUUCAGCGACUACAUCAACGAGGUGGAGAGGACUUUCGGGAACCUCCACCUGAAGGACAGCAACCUGUACCAGGACCACUACCUGCACCACCAUGGAGGAUCUGCCCUGGGGCUCAGCGGCCCGCCCCUUAACAGACCCCACAGCCUGGGAAGCAACAGCUCUCUGGAAGGGGGCAUGUUUGACUGUGACAGUCUAGGGGGAGGAGUGGCACCCAUCUUCACCACCCAGCCACGCUCUGCCCUGACCCACAGGAACAUGAGUAAGUUUGACCUGAUUGCCAGUCAGAACCCGCCCUCCGGGCCAGGCUUCAAAUCAGGACUGUCAGACCUGUAUGGAAAGUUAUCCUUCAAGGGAGGGGCCUCCAGCUCAGGUUACAUCCCCGGGCACGACAGGUACUGUGGGGGAGGGGGCAGAGAAGAUGACGGAAACAUCCAUUCAGACGUUUCAGACAUCUCCACUCACACUGUCACCUACGGGAAUCUGGAGGGCAAUGCUAAGAAGCGUAAGCAGUAUCGCGACAGCCUGAAAAAGAGGCCCGCCUCGGCCAAGUCGAGACGAGAGCUGGAUGAGAUUGAGCUGGGCUACCGGAGAAAGCCUUACCACACAGGCUACCACCACUACCACGGCCAUCGCUCCUCCUCCCCACCCCUACUGCCCUCCGAACGCAAGAGAGGAGGAGGGGGAAACGCAGGGAGCACAUCCUACCUGUUCCGUGACAAAGAGAGUGUGAGGGAUUUCUAUUUGGACCAGUUUCCGCCCCAAAGUUGGUGUCCCCCAAUGGGAACAUGUGGAUCUGACAGAUGGUCCUGGAGGGGGGGGUGGAGGGGGCGGGGGGAACUGCACCAGUUUGGUGUCAGUAGAUGACUUCCUGAAACAAAGUAAACCCAAGAAAUCAGAGUCUAAGAGUGGGGGAGGCACAUCUGGGGUGGGGUUGGCAGGCGGUGACUGGGAGUGUCGGAACUGCCGUGCCAGCGGAGGAGGGGGCAAGCAGAUGUCGAUGCAUGGCAGCGGGGCGGGGGAGAGGGGAGGCGGGUAUGGUGGAGGGGUUAGUUGUGGAUCCUCGGGGGGUGGAGGGAACAGCCGUCCCAGCUCUGCCACCUGCAUGCGCUGCGAGGGCUGCAAAAAGACAGGCAACCUGUACGACAUCAGCGAGGACAACAACCACCUCUUGGAACAGAUGGGGGGUGGGAAAGGCAGGGGCAUGGGGGCUGUGGGGUUAGGUGGAGGCGCCCAGCCUCAAACUCAAGCCCAGCGUAGGAAGUCUGCCGGCUUUGGCAAGCCCCUCCGACGGCAACACUCGUACGACACCUUUGUAGACCUUCAGAAAGAGGAGGCAGUCGGAGUCAGUGGGAUCAUGGGGGAUCUAGGAGGGGGCGAUGGGGGCAUGGGUGGUGCAGGAAUGGGCGGGAUGUUGCAUCCUCCCAGAAGUGUUAGUUUAAAAGAGAAGGAGCGCUACAUGGAGGGUGUUAGCCCCUUCGCCCACAUAUUUGAGAGGCAUGGAGGCUCAGAGAGGGAGAGGGAGCGAGACAGAGACCCCCUGUUCUACGGUGGUGAGAGGGCCAAAGAAGCAGGGUCACCAUUUGGCUUGUUCCGAGGUGGCGAGGGCCUUCACCGUCGCUCAGUGGGGGAGAGGGACAUGAGGGACAGAGAAAGAGCCAUGAUGGAGGGCGGUGGAGGAGGAACCUACUCCUUAUCCAAAUCUCUCUACCCGGAUAGGGUCAACCAAAACCCCUUUAUCCCAACCUUCGGUGACGACCAGUGUCUCUUGCACGGCGCCAAACAAUACUACAUCAAAAAGCAACAGCAGCAGCAGCAGAUGCCCCCCAAAAACAGCCGAAGUGACUUCCGGGGCUCCGUGGGCGUGACGUCCUUCUUGCCAGCGACUGCCACUGCUGGGGUCAUGUCCAAUGUGGACCCCAGGUUCCCUAUGGAGCUGUGUCUGGGAGGGAACCUCCACGGCUCCACGCUGGGUGUGGGGCCAACACAGCGCGCGUUCAAUGGCAGCAACGGGCACGUGUACGAGAAACUCUCCAGCAUAGAGUCAGAUGUGUGA